AUGACUGUCGCAGACACCGCCUGGUCUCCAGAUGAUGUUCCGACCAUAAUUAUUCCGCACUAUCGUGACAAUGGCGACACACACCACCUCCCGCGCUACACACCGGAUCGACACGCUUCAACACGUCUGCACGUGACCAAGUCGCUCACCGCUGAAGCAGCCAGACCAGUCCACCUCAUCCCCGGGAGGCCCGCGCAAUGGCCAGCAGAAUGGCGCCGUUCCUGCUGCCACGGACUCGGCGUGGUGCGCCAGUCGGCAACGACCAGGGGCCACUCUUGCACAGUCUUGCGCGACCACAUUGCGCGAGCAAAUCACCAUACAAAUAAGAGCUUUCUUAAGAAUGGCGCCUGUGCGGGGUUUGGCCAGUUCGUGGCUGAUGCGGCCGGAGUCGGUUUAGUUAACUACCUGAACACUAAAUUCACUCGUGGGCCCCGUUCUAGGCGCUGCUCAUCCACUCAUUCCGAUGAUGAGUUUUAG
Molecule: messenger RNA, 477 nt
Organism: Penicillium lagena
Lineage: Eukaryota; Fungi; Ascomycota; Eurotiomycetes; Eurotiales; Aspergillaceae
Exons: 1
Coding region: 1-477 (158 amino acids)
Source: RefSeq, a predicted model, not a curated record